ACAAAAUCAAGGUUGAGUUUUGCAACCCGCCUAGAAUUGAAUCGAUAAAGUGAGAAGAAUGGCGUAGAUUAUGUUUCGUCUGUUUAAAAAAUAUGUGUAUACGAGGGAGGUCAGAGAUGGGAGAGCAAAACCGACCGUAAACCGUCGAAGGAUUUACCAGUGUUGCUGGCUGGUCUGUCGGGGGAUCAGACUGAACCGUCAGUUGUAGUUCAGCAAAGGGCAUAUGUUGAAAAUAAUCACCUAGAUUCCCAAUGACUAUGAAGGAGUAUCAUGGU
Acanthoscelides obtectus is the source of this 275-nucleotide messenger RNA. The record is from the annotation of a GenBank genome assembly. NCBI's taxonomy places the organism in Eukaryota, Metazoa, Arthropoda, Insecta, Coleoptera, Chrysomelidae.